AUGGAGAAGUCCAAUAAGGAUGUUGAGGCUGGCAAGGGACCAUCGUCUGUCCCUCAUUGGCGCCUUGUUUUCGACCAAGGCCUCGUCACUGAUGAAGUUAUGAACUGGAACUAUCCAGGCUCUGGAACUGAAGAGGAUCCCUAUGUUGUCAACUGGAUCCAGAAUGAUCCCCGCAAUCCGCAGCUGUUCUCAAACUGGAAGAAGUGGGGUCUUACCAUGCUUGUAGCCAUUGCUACCCUCGCAGUCGCCUUCGUCUCUUCCGCAUAUUCUGGUGGUAUCAGGGAGAUCCUGGUCGAGUUCCAUUCUUCGCAGGAAGUUGGUAUUCUGGGUGUUUCUCUGUUCGUUUUGGGUUUCGCCAUUGGUCCGCUUCUCUGGGCGCCACUUUCUGAAAUGUUUGGCCGUCAAAUUCUCUUCAUCCUAACCUAUGCCGGUUUGACAGCAUUCAACGCUGGAGCUGCUGGUGUCAACUCUAUGGCCGGCCUCAUCGUCUGUCGAUUCUUCGCUGGUGCCAUCGGAUCUUCUCCUCUCACCAACGCUGGUGGUGUCAUUGCUGACAUGUUCUCGGCCAACCAGAGAGGUCUAGCCAUGACUCUGUUCGCCGCUGCUCCUUUCAUGGGUCCUGUUCUUGGUCCUAUCGUCGGAGGUUUUGUUGGCGAGACUAUCGGCUGGAGAUGGGUCGAAGGUGUUAUGGCAAUCUUUACCGGUGUGCUCUGGAUUGCUGGUACGCUGCUCAUCCCUGAGACUUACCCUCCCGUGCUUCUUCGCAAGCGUGCUGCAAAGAUGUCGAAGAUGACCGGCAAGGUCUACCGCAGCAAGGGUGAUGUCGACCAAGGCCCUACAACUUUCGGCAAGGUCUUCAAGACUUCUCUCCUUCGCCCCUGGGUAUUGCUCUUCCGCGAGCCAAUCGUCCUUCUCUUGUCGAUCUACAUGGCUAUCAUUUACGGAACUCUCUACAUGCUCUUCGCCGCCUUCCCUAUCGUCUACCAGGAGAACAGAGGCUGGAGCCCUGGUAUCGGUGGUCUGGCUUUCCUCGGUGUCGCCGUCGGUAUGAUCGGAGCUGUCAUUUACUCUAUCUUCGACAACAAGCGUUACGUCAAGAUCUCCAACUCACACGGAGGCUUCGCCCCUCCUGAGGCCCGUCUUCCUCCUUGCAUGUUGGGUGGCAUUCUGUUGCCUGUCGGUCUUUUCUGGUUUGCAUGGACCAACUCGCCCUCCAUUCAAUUCAUGGCUUCAAUCGCUGCUGGUGUACCCUUCGGUUUCGGCAUGGUAUUGGUAUUCCUCGCGAUUAUGAACUACCUCAUUGAUUCGUACACCAUUUUCGCAGCUUCGGUGUUGGCGGCCAACUCGGUCUUGCGUUCGCUCUUCGGUGCCGCUUUUCCCUUGUUCACCACUUACAUGUACCAAAACCUCGGCAUUCACUGGGCAUCGUCCAUCCCAGCCUUCUUGGCCUUGCUUUGCGUUCCUAUGCCUUUCUUGUUCUACAAGUUUGGACCAAAGGUUCGUGAGAACUGCAAGUUUGCCAAGCAAUCUAUGGAUUUCAUGAAGAAUAUGCAAAAACAGAUGGCAGGUGGUCAAGACAAGGAGGAGGAGGAGAAGGAAGAACAAGAGGCCUUCGACUACUCCUACGAGGAUGAGUCGCACGGUGACGCCGAGACGCCAAAGUUCGAGGAGAUCAAGACUGGAAAGGAGAAGCAGGCACAAGAUGGUGGCAGACUGUCUCGCACCUCUACCUACGAGCACUCUCCCUACGACAUCGAUCGUGUCAACACACGAGACUCAUUCUCCAAGCCCAGAUCUCGUGCUUCGAGCAUUCGCCGUGGUGCUUGA
Aureobasidium melanogenum CBS 110374 is the source of this 1827-nucleotide messenger RNA. Its product is annotated as MFS general substrate transporter. The coding region runs from base 1 to 1827 and encodes 608 amino acids. The transcript is spliced from 3 exons. Gene Ontology annotation, biological process: transmembrane transport. Gene Ontology annotation, molecular function: transmembrane transporter activity. Lineage: Eukaryota; Fungi; Ascomycota; Dothideomycetes; Dothideales; Saccotheciaceae. The record is from RefSeq and is a predicted model, not a curated record.